Molecule: messenger RNA, 768 nt
Organism: Macrosiphum euphorbiae (potato aphid)
Lineage: Eukaryota; Metazoa; Arthropoda; Insecta; Hemiptera; Aphididae
Source: the annotation of a GenBank genome assembly
AUGGAAUCAAAGAAUCGAUUGGGCUAUUGCGAGGUGUGCAGUAGUGAUGCUGCUAAAUACUGCUGCCCAAGGUGUGAAGUGAAAACUUGUAGUUUGUCAUGUGUUAAUAUUCACAAGAAAGAAUUGGAUUGUGAUGGCAAGAAAUACAAAACAGGGUUUAAGAGAUUGGAAAAAUUUAAUGACUCUGAAAUGAGUCAAGAUUAUAGACUCAUGAAUGAGUUUAUUGAAGCUGUUGGAGAGUUUAAAAUGAAAACCCAGCGCAUAUCCAAUUUAUCUGCAGCUUUUCGAAGAUUACGUUAUCAAGCAUACCAACGAAACAUACGUCUACAGAUUUUACCUAAAUCUACUUUGAACAAAAACAAUACCUCUUUUUUUAAUUCUAAAGUAAAUAAAAUCUUUUGGCGUAUAGAUUGGACAUUUCAUGGCACAGAUGUGAAAUACACAAACCAUAAAGUCCCAGAGUAUCAAAAACUAAAUAGUAUUGUUAGAAACUAUUUCACUACAGAGUUUCAUGAUGAUGAAGUAAAAGAAAAAAUGAAGUUUUAUGUUUCAGCUGGAAUUAAAGGUGUAAUAUUUCUAAUGAAAACACCAUAUGGAAAAUAUUAUGAACUUGAUUCUGAUGAUACAAUAUCGUACAGCUUAAGAUAUAAAACAAUAUUGGAAUACCCAGAAAUAUUAGUUGUUUUGUCUAUUCACAAAGAUGCAUUUAGUGAUCUCCUUUAUGUUGAGAACUCAACAUUUAAUAACAAUAAAUCAACAAUGAUGUAA